Brugia malayi is the source of this 294-nucleotide messenger RNA. RefSeq lists its product as uncharacterized. The transcript is spliced from 2 exons. The record is from RefSeq and is a predicted model, not a curated record. NCBI's taxonomy places the organism in Eukaryota, Metazoa, Nematoda, Chromadorea, Rhabditida, Onchocercidae. The coding region runs from base 1 to 294 and encodes 97 amino acids.
AUGCUUGAUUCAUCCUUUUAUGAGAUAUCAAGUAAAAAUGAAUUAAUGUUUGUUAUUGCUAUUACAUCUACAACUUUGGCAUUUAUGGCAUUGCUGAUUAACUUGUGCACGUAUGGAUAUAUCAUGUUGAAAGUUCAUCGUGGCAUGUUGUUAUUUCGAGAAAAGACAAUCUUAGCGGAACAAUCACUAUCACAACGACGUUUUGCUGAUGAUUUGAUGGGAGAAAUGAGUAAAGCUACGCAUUUUGAUUUUGCAUCAAAUCAAAGAGAAAUAAAUUCAUUAACUCAUGGAUAA